This is a messenger RNA of Carya illinoinensis, 1822 nucleotides long. RefSeq names its product disease resistance protein At4g27190-like. The transcript has a single exon. The coding region runs from base 122 to 1822 and encodes 566 amino acids. Gene Ontology annotation, molecular function: ADP binding. The record is from RefSeq and is a predicted model, not a curated record. NCBI's taxonomy places the organism in Eukaryota, Viridiplantae, Streptophyta, Magnoliopsida, Fagales, Juglandaceae.
UUAAAAUAAAAACAACUAUUUCAGCGAAAAUACACUCAAAAACUGGUCAUCACAGAAACAAUCUGUUGAUGGAGCCCAAUGGAAUCAAGAAGUGGUACCAAGUGAAGUUAAGACGUGGCUGAUGGAUGUGGCGAAAAAAAUUGAAGAAGUGCAGAAAUUCCUUGAUGAAGUAGAUGUGAAAGCUAAUAUGAUGUGCUUGAAUGGUUCAUGUCCGGAUCUGAAGCUACGCUAUUCCUUGGGUAAGAAAGCUCAAAAGAAUACUCAAGCUAUCAAUGACUUGCUAAAAGAAGGUGAAAAAUAUGAUCGGGUGUACAAUAUUAAAAUUCCAUUAGGAGUGAAAUCAACAUCUACAGAACAGUUUAAGGAUUUUGAAUCGAGAAGAUCAAUGAUUGUAAAUGUUUUGGAGGCUCUAAGGGAUGAGAAGAUCGACAUGAUUGCAUUAUGCGGUAUGGGUGGGAUCGGAAAGACCGAAAUGGCCAAAGAGAUAGCUAGAAGAGUCAAAGCUGAUAGUUUGUUUAAUAAAGUGGCAAUUGCAAUAGUGUCCCAAAAAGUGGACUUGAUAAAAGUUCAAGAUGAAAUUGCUGAGCAGCUAGGCCCUGAACUUCAUGAGAAGACUUUAGUUGGAAGGGCAUCUCAGCUCUAUUCAAGACUGAUGGAUAGUAAGAGUGCUCUGGUAAUAUUGGAUGAUGUUUGGGAACCACUUGAUCUUGGGGCUAUUGGAGUUAUCGAUGCAGUUAAACAAAAGAGCUGCAAAAUCUUAUUGACGUCAAGAAAUGAAGACACUUGCAAUUGGAUGAGAAUUCAAAAGAUUUUUCUAAUUGGACUUUUAUCUGAAGAAGAAGCGUGGAAUCUUUUCAUAGAGAUGGCAGGUGAUUGUACCAAUACCUCCGAUCUAAUCUUAAUUGUAAAACAGGUUGCGAAUGAAUGUGCACGUUUACCCCUUGCCAUUGCGACAGUUGGACGUGCUCUUAGCAACAAAAAUGACAAAAAUGAGUGGAAAGCCGCACUUCAACAACUUAAAAUGUCUAUCCCACAAAAUAUCUAUGGUCUGCAUCCAAAGGUGUAUUCCAGCAUAGAGUUUAGUUACAAUUACUUAGAAAGUGAUGAAGCCAAAUCAUGUUUUCUACUAUGUUGUUUGUAUCCCGAAGAUUAUGAUGUUCCGAUUGAACAUUUAGUCAGGUAUGGUGUUGCAAAAAGAUUUCUUAAAGGCUUCGGUACUGUGGAACAAACAAGAGUAGAUGUCCACACAAUAGUUCAGAAUCUGAGAAGAUCAAAUCUCUUGUUGGAUAGUAGUAAGGACGAAUGCAUCAAAAUGCAUGAUGUUGUAAGAGAUGUUGCCAUAUCAAUUGCAUCCAAAGAAGAAAAUGGUUUUAUGGUAAAGUUGGACAGAGGACUCAAAGAUUGGCCAUCGACGGAUAGAUCAUAUGACAGUUACACUGCAAUUUCUCUUUUACUUGGAGAAAUGAAAGGGCAUCCUACUGAGUUGAAGUGUCCCAAACUUCAGCUUUUACGACUAUCAUGUUUAAACCAGCCAGAAACGUUCCCAGACAAUUUAUUUAACGGGAUGAAGGAGUUGAAGAUGUUGUCCUUGCAAGAAUGUUGCUUCUCCUUAACAUCGUCGCCACCAUCAAUCCAGAUCCUCCAGAACCUUCGAAUGCUAAAUCUGGAGGAUUGUCUUUUAGGAGAUGUGUCGGCAAUUGGAACCCUUGGAAACUUAGAAAUUCUUGGCUUUCCUAAUUCCAAUGUUGUAUUGCCACGAGAAAUAGGAAAUCUUAGUCGAUUAAAGUUACUAGAUAUGAAGGGAUAUUAUUCUAAAAAGUGA